Messenger RNA from Suncus etruscus (white-toothed pygmy shrew), 2365 nucleotides. RefSeq names its product ATP binding cassette subfamily E member 1 (gene ABCE1). The record is from RefSeq and is a predicted model, not a curated record. The transcript has 18 exons. Gene Ontology annotation, molecular function: ribosomal small subunit binding; ATP binding; ATP hydrolysis activity. Bases 146 to 1945 code for a protein of 599 amino acids. Gene Ontology annotation, biological process: translational initiation; translational termination; ribosomal subunit export from nucleus. Lineage: Eukaryota; Metazoa; Chordata; Mammalia; Eulipotyphla; Soricidae.
GGCGGCGGCUGGGCGGCGCCAUUUUGGCCGGCGGCCGUAGGAACACGCUGGGCGGCCGAGUAGGGAACCCGAAGACGAGCCGGCCCCCCGCGUUCUCCGCCGCCACGCCGUCGUCUUCUCCAGAAGAGCUGGAUAUUCUACAAUUAUGGCAGAUAAAUUAACAAGAAUUGCUAUUGUCAACCAUGACAAAUGUAAACCUAAGAAAUGUCGGCAGGAGUGCAAAAAGAGUUGUCCUGUGGUUCGAAUGGGAAAAUUAUGCAUAGAGGUCACACCUCAGAGCAAAAUAGCAUGGAUUUCAGAAACGCUUUGUAUUGGUUGUGGUAUUUGUAUUAAGAAAUGUCCUUUUGGCGCCUUAUCAAUUGUCAAUUUACCGAGCAACUUGGAAAAAGAAACGACACAUCGGUAUUGUGCCAAUGCCUUCAAACUCCACAGGUUGCCUAUCCCUCGGCCUGGAGAAGUUUUGGGAUUAGUUGGAACUAAUGGUAUUGGAAAAUCAACUGCUUUAAAAAUUUUAGCAGGAAAGCAAAAACCAAAUCUUGGAAAGUAUGAUGAUCCACCUGAUUGGCAAGAAAUUUUGACCUACUUCCGUGGCUCUGAGUUGCAAAACUACUUUACCAAAAUUCUGGAAGAUGACUUAAAAGCCAUUAUCAAACCUCAGUAUGUAGAUCAGAUUCCAAAGGCUGCAAAGGGAACAGUGGGAUCAAUUUUAGACCGGAAGGAUGAAACGAAGACACAAGCAAUUGUAUGUCAGCAGCUUGAUCUGACCCAUCUGAAAGAACGCAAUGUGGAGGACCUUUCCGGAGGAGAGCUACAGCGGUUUGCCUGUGCUGUGGUCUGCAUUCAGAAAGCUGAUAUUUUUAUGUUUGAUGAACCCUCCAGUUACCUCGAUGUCAAGCAACGUUUAAAGGCUGCUAUUACAAUUCGAUCUCUGAUAAAUCCAGAUCGAUAUAUCAUCGUGGUAGAGCACGAUCUAAGUGUGUUGGACUAUCUCUCGGACUUCAUCUGCUGUUUAUAUGGCGUGCCAAGUGCUUACGGUGUUGUUACUAUGCCUUUUAGCGUAAGAGAAGGCAUAAACAUUUUCUUGGAUGGCUACGUUCCAACAGAAAACUUGAGAUUUCGAGAUGCCUCACUUGUUUUUAAAGUGGCUGAAACCGCCAAUGAAGAAGAAGUGAAAAAGAUGUGCAUGUAUAAGUAUCCUGGAAUGAAGAAAAAGAUGGGAGAGUUUGAGCUCGCCAUUGUGGCUGGAGAAUUUACAGAUUCUGAAAUCAUGGUGAUGUUGGGGGAAAAUGGUACUGGUAAAACGACAUUUAUCAGAAUGCUUGCUGGAAGACUUAAGCCUGAUGAAGGAGGGGAAGUACCAGUUCUAAAUGUCAGUUAUAAGCCACAGAAAAUCAGUCCCAAGUCAACUGGCAGUGUUCGACAGCUGCUACAUGAAAAAAUCAGAGAUGCUUACACUCACCCACAGUUCGUAACUGAUGUCAUGAAGCCGCUGCAGAUUGAAAAUAUCAUUGAUCAAGAGGUCCAGACAUUAUCUGGUGGUGAACUGCAGCGAGUUGCUCUAGCCCUUUGUCUGGGCAAACCUGCUGAUGUCUAUUUAAUUGACGAACCAUCUGCCUAUUUGGAUUCUGAGCAGAGAUUGAUGGCGGCUCGAGUUGUCAAGCGUUUCAUCCUCCACGCAAAGAAGACGGCCUUCGUGGUCGAGCACGACUUCAUUAUGGCCACCUACCUAGCAGAUCGGGUCAUUGUUUUCGACGGCGUCCCAUCCAAGAACACGGUCGCAAACAGUCCUCAGACCCUUUUGGCUGGCAUGAAUAAGUUUUUAUCUCAGCUUGAAAUUACAUUCAGAAGAGAUCCAAACAACUAUCGGCCAAGAAUUAACAAACUUAACUCCAUUAAGGAUGUAGAACAAAAGAAGAGUGGAAACUACUUUUUCUUGGAUGAUUAGACUGAGAACGUUGAGAGGCCAUUUGUGAAAAAGAAACAUUGGGACAUUUGUUAUCAAAUCAAUCAGGUUUCCUGACUCACACUCUGGGGCUUGAAGGAAUUAACAGCAUCAACAACAGCUGUGUUAUUAUAAUCUGACCACAGAAAAUGUCACUUUUCUGUUCUUAAAGACUCCUUUCUUGCAUAACACUUUAAAACAGACAUUUCCAGCUUUAAAAAUUAUCCCCAAGUUUCCGUGACUUGUGAGUUUUUCAGUAGGUGUAUUAGAUUCACGUACCAAAUGCUGAUUAGUAUUGCCCCUUUUAAAAUCUUGGGGAGGGGGUUCUGUAUGUCCAUGGUUUGCCACAAAUGACAGAUAAUGAAACUGCCCUUAUAUUUUAAAAACCAGUUGAAGACACCACUGAUGAAAUUUGAUAAUAAA